GUGACGUCAGCUUGGGGCUGAACUCCCUACCUGUGGCUGGGAUCUUAAAUGAGCUGACGCUGGAAGAGAAAAGCACUUUAUCUCAGGUUUAGCGACGAGUAGCAGCAGCAGCAGAGGCAGCAAUGAGACGCUGCAUGUCCUUCACUCUCCUGCUUUGCCUGGUGUUGAGCCUUUCAGUAGGAGGCACACCUACAACAACUGAGAACGAUUCUACCUACCCUUCUUCACCAGCAACCCCUGAUAACACAACUACAACACCCGUGGAAAAUUUUACCACGUCUGAAUCAACACCAACAGGAAACACUUCUGCAACAACUGUGGGAAAUUCUACCACAUCUGCACCUCCAACACUAGAGGAGUUAUGCAAACCCAAUAUCUGUGGAGGAAACUUGGCUACAUGUGUCCCUCUGAAUACCACGUAUCUAUGCCAGUGCCCGUAUGGAUUCUACCACUACAGCAACGCUUGUCACGUAGGGACGGUAUUCCCAGGGACCAUUACGCUGCAACAAACGUUCAGUGCUAAUAUUGAUAGUGUACAUUCAAAGGAGUAUGAAGAGAUGGUCCAAAGCAUAAUAAAAUUUUUUGAUGAUGCUUUCAUUAAUAUGACAGACUACAAGCAGACCGUCAUCGUGAAAGUUGUUUCUACAGAAGCUACACGUACCAGAAGUGGUAAUAUAGUGAAUGUAACAGUGAUGAACAUCUUCACGGAAAACACAAAUGAGACCAGUGAGAAAAUUGAUGAAGCAGUAAUGAUAGCAGCAAAAAAUUCAAGCUCCGUGAGUCAGUACAAAAGUACAAGCCGUUGUGCUGUUUAUGGCUGUGAUAACACAACCACAUUAUGUGAAGAGGAUCUGUAUCCAAGAUGUGUAUGCAGAGAGGAUUUCGCAAAGACGGAGUGGGACACACAUUCUUGUUCAGAUUGCUUGAAUUGCUCAGCAAAAGCAAACAAGUUCUGUGAAAGACAAAAUGGGAUUCCAAAAUGCAAAUGCAUGUCUAACUUUAAAGAGGAGGGUGGAAAAUGUGUAAGAUGUCCAGUGGGCUACUCUGGAGAUAACUGUGAGAAUAACAAAGAACUCAUCCUUAUAAUAGUGGGCACGGUGUUGGCAGCCGUUAUCUUGUGUUUAGUGGCAGCGGUCUCAGUUGUUUCAAUAAGAGCCAAGCGCAGUCAUGAUCCGGAGAAAAAGAGGUUGAUAAAGCCAAGAAAUUCCUUCUCAAGUACCUCUGACGAGACCAGGAUGUUCCCCAGGGUCCAAACCACUUCUGGCCAUGCAAACCCAGGGUAUCAGCCAAACAACCCUUACGAGGUGCGCUCCUCAAACAGAGGUGACUUUGUGGAGAAGAAUUACGAUGAUUUGUAUGAAAUAUCACGGCAGCCCGAGGGCUUUCGGCUGCAACGCAGAUAACUGAGUGGCCAGUAGUAGAAGGAUGGACGACGACCACGGUACGGGGUCAGACCAAAGAGUUUCACAGCCUCUUACCAGCACAGUUAUUUCAUCAGCAGAGACAACAGAGUCCGUAGUACAAGAUUCUCUGAAGAUUUUCUAAAAGAAGACCCCCCUACUUGAAGGAGAAAGGCAAUAACUCUCUGAAAUAAGGGAAAAUAAAAAUUAAGCAGAGUGCAGGGAGAAGACUUCAAAAAACUAAAAGGGUCCUAUAAGCAUUAGACUCCUUUCAAGAGGCAAGUGUGUUGGCAAGAAAGCGAGUGUAGACAAGAUACCAGGAUUUUAACCCAGCUGUGUUUCAGUUCUUCUGAAAGAUGGUCCAUGCAAUAUGUGUGAUGCUGAAAGCACCAGCUGCCUGAGCUUUGCCUACGUUUGUGCUCACUCGCUUCAGGCAGAGGCUGCCUGCAUAGCUUUGGGCACAUCAAACAGUAUCAAAACUUUUAUUCAUGAGGACCUAACUUUGUUCUCUUUUCUAUAUCAGUCUUUCUCCUUUCCUCAGCCCUCCAAUAUUUCCUCUCUGAAAGCAUUCAGUUCAGAUCUCUGUUGGCACCUGUUGUGAGAGACAAUGGCCCUGUCUGACCUCUUAUGCAGCCUUCCUUCCCAAUACAGCCACAAAAACCAUUACCUUCAGACAAGCACUGUUGUUCUCCAUCUCACGCAAAUACAUUGAUUUUAUGUUCUCAGCUGCUAUGGAAAAUGUUAGCACUUUUUUUCCUCUUGCAAUCUGUAAGUUUAGAUCAUCUUAAAUUAUUCUUUUUCAUUACUUAAUAAAUAAUUCUGUUAAAAAAUCUGCAUUUUAUGGAGAAUACAUGUGCAUUAUCUGUUGA
Messenger RNA from Numida meleagris (helmeted guineafowl), 2269 nucleotides. RefSeq names its product mucin 13, cell surface associated (gene MUC13). Lineage: Eukaryota; Metazoa; Chordata; Aves; Galliformes; Numididae. The record is from RefSeq and is a predicted model, not a curated record. The coding region runs from base 123 to 1403 and encodes 426 amino acids. The transcript is spliced from 14 exons.